Molecule: messenger RNA, 4546 nt
Organism: Chara braunii
Lineage: Eukaryota; Viridiplantae; Streptophyta; Charophyceae; Charales; Characeae
Source: the annotation of a GenBank genome assembly
UUCCGAAAUAGCCACCAACUAAUUAGUUGGUCUGUGCACUAUGUUGCGGUAGGCAUCUUGAAUGAUCUAGUGUCGACAGUGCACAAUGUUGUAGCCUAUGAGCGACGAGGAGGACAUCGGAGAGGACGACCGUAGAAUCUUGCGAUCGGGUAGACGCCCGAUAGCCCACGUGUCCUUAGGACCGGAGGGUGAUAGGAUUCUGUUCCGCCGGCUUAGGGAGAGGCAGCAGCAGCAGAGGAGGGCUAGAGCAGCCGAGGCCAGCAGAAAUUUAGGUAGCGAGGCCGGUGCUACAGCAGCCAUGACCACUACAACCAUGGUCACUUCUGCGCAGCAGACUUCCCAAGCCAGUAGUUCAGGUGUCGUCGGGUCAACGGUCGCGCAGACCGUGAGCCAGUCCACUGGCGUUAUGGCAAGCCAGGCCGCGGUGUUGACUCCAGAGGAUGUCGCCAUCCAGCAGGUAGCCCUGCAGGAGGCACAACUACAGCGGGCAUUAGGAGAGAUAAAAGCGGAAAAGGAAAAGAUGAUCAGAAGAAGAGCCAGGAUGCAGCGGAGAGGGGCAGAUAUAGAGGAGUUAGAUACGAUGGACCUGAUGCAUAUGGAUGAUGAUGUGAAGGUAGUUAGGAAGGCCCUGCUAGGCGUAAUAGAGAUGCAGGAGCAUAAAACUACCAUCCUUCAGGACAUUCAACAGAGCCUAGCCGCUUUGGCAGGCCGUGCUCAGGCAGCACCAUCACCAGCCGGGCCUGGUGCUUGGCCCGUGCCAUAUCCUCCUUUUUCUGUCCCACCGGUGAUCGGGGUAUCCCCAUAUGUAGCCCCGUCAUCGGUUGCUAUCGUUUCCAUGGGCAUGCCGCUGUCAGGAGGGGUAACAGCAGGGAGUAGUUUGCAGGUUCCUAUUCAGACAGUGUUCACUCAAAGUUCGUCGCAGGUUGCAGUCACCACGCAGCCUGUGCAGCCUCAGGGCACGCAGCCCCAGCAGCUAGCACAGCAACCUGUGUCACCGGGUCCACAGCCCGGAGUGGUGCAGGGACCGGGACAAACUCAGUGGGUUCCAAAGAUGGCCAUCGCCGCUCCCAAACCUUUUACAGGGGAUAAGAGGGGCGAAGACCUCGACACGUGGUUGAGGGCAGUGCCGGUCUACGUCAGGUGUAAACUCACCUUGCCGCACGAAGAAGUGUUUGUGGAUGCUUCCUACCUAGAGGGUAGUGCAGCAAGAUGGCUGAGUGGUUUGUGGACAGAUGAGUGCGAGGCUGCUUUCAGACAUCUGAAGCAUGCGUUGACGCACUACGAGGUCUUGAAGCUUCCUGAUCCUGACAAGCCGUUCAUAGUCACCACGGAUGCUAGCCAAUAUGGCAUUGGCGCCGUGCUCGCGCAACAGGAGGGGCCAAAGUUGAGGCCAGUAGAGUACAUGUCCAAGAAAAUGCCGUCUCAGAAGUUGGCUAAGUCCACUUAUGAGAAGGAACUCUAUGCGGUGUACAAGGCUCUCACCCAUUGGAGACACUAUCUCCUUGGGAGGUUCUUCAUCCUCAGGACUGAUCAUCAGACCCUGAGAUGGAUGAGAACCCAGCCGGUGCUCUCUGACGCUCUCAAGCGUUGGAUUGAAGUCAUUGAGCAAUAUGACUUUGACCCUCAGUAUCUCAAAGGGGAGUACAACAAGGUUGUUGAUGCCUUGUCGCGCAGACCGGACUUCUCAGGUACGCUGAUUACUGAGUUCGAUCUAACAGAUAAUGUUACUCAGUCUCUAGUGGAAGCCUAUCGCGAGGACCAGUUUAUGUCUGAGAUCAUACGUAGACUUGAGGCGAAGGACAAGAAGACUUCCGCCGAGUUUGAAUUGGUCAAUGGCUUGCUGUUCCUGGAGAAGGCAGGGAAUAAACGCUUGUGUGUUCCAAAUAGCGAGUCUUUGCAUAGUUUGUUUUUAGGUGAGUGUCAUGAUGCCACCGGCCAUUUUGGGUAUAAGAUGACCGCAGCCAACUUGCUGCAGCGGCUCUGGUGGCCCACGAUGAUGCGAGAUGCCCAGCUGUACGUGGAGACUUGUCAAGUUUGUCAACGGGACAAGCCACGUACUCAGGAUCCUCUUGGGCUUUUGAAGCCCCUUCCGAUUCCGGAACGGCCUGGUGAGAGUCUGUCCAUGGAUUUCAUGGAUACUCUGAUCACCAGCAAGAAUGGGAUGCGUCACAUCUUCGUCAUUGUGGAUAGAUUUAGUAAGUAUGCUAAGUUAGUAGCUAUGCCGGAAACAGCAAAGACGGAGUACGUGAUCCGAAUGUUCAAAGAAAACUGGGUUAGAGACUUUGGUUUACCGAAGUCUAUUGUUAGUGACAGGGAUGUCAGGUUUACCAGCGAGUUGUGGAAGGCCGCUGCUGCAGAGCAGGGCACUCAGUUGCAAAUGACUUCUGGGAAUCACCCUGAGGCUAACGGCCAGGCCGAGCAACUGAACCGCGUUGGCCUGUUGGCUCUUUCUGUCUUGUUGGGGCCGUUGUUCCGGCUCAUGUUCCCACUGGGGUUCGGACGCGUAUGCACGUCCCGCAUGUUUAUUCGAUCUGGGACAGUGAAGCCUGGCCCUACACCUGCGGAACAGGCAGAAGUAGACCGCAAGCUGGCAGAAAAGAAAAAGGAAAAAGAAGUCAAGAAAAAACAGAAAGAAGAAGAGGCAAGAAAAAAGAUGAAAGAGAAGAUGGAGAAAGAAUUGGAAGAAGAGUUAAAGAGUAUACAAGAAGAAGAAGAAGAAACAGAAUAUGAGGAAGAACAGACACUGCAAAGACAUCAUCCCAUUGACAUUCCGGAGAGUAGUACAACUCAGCGGCUUCCUGUUGAACCGCUGGAUUGGGCUGGACAGUACUAUUACUCCAGCGAACCCUUAAAGGAAUCUGAAGAAGAACACGACGUGUUCAUUGUCAAAUUGGCCACUGUGACAGACAGCGUUGAACGCAACCUGAUGCUAGAAGAAAAAAGGGCGGAGCUGAACAGAAAGUUGCUGGCAGCCAGACGUCAAGAAGUAGAAGAAAAGAAAAGAUUGCAGGCAAAAGGGAAAAAAUUGCAAAGGGCUUUAGAAGAGCAAAAGGAAAACCCCCCUGCAACCGAAGAACAGCUUGCACUUCUCAGGGAGGCCGUCCUCAACACGAGGCAAGACAUGAAUUUAAUGUGUCAGACCUUGCAACGUGUAGAAACACAUCGGGUGGAAUUCGAAACGGUUUGGAACAACUUCCUCGAGAAGUCAGCCAAGGAUGUUGACCAACAUGUCCAAACAUACAUCCGAGCUUUGGAUGAGCACGUCACUAAAACAUUCACCCCGGAGAUCAUAGAGAAGAUUGUAAGGGGAGCUGGAGGCGGCGAAGGCGAUGGUGAUGACGACGACGAUGAUGAGAAGAAGGGAAAAAGGAGGGGGGAUCCAAAAGAUAAACUUCCUCAGGAAACCGGGCAGAGUACCUCUGCAUUGAAGGCAACUAUGGACGAACUGUUACAAUGCCCUGAUCAUGGAUUAACGUCGGCCCAAAUCUUAAACAGUUUUGCACGAGCACUCYCGGAUCCYCUGAGAACACAACUCUAUCCCCGCACCAAAGAAGAGGGGAUGACAUAUGAGAAGUUCGGCAAGAUCGCAAUAGAUCACGCCGGCUUCCUCGCCGAAGCGAACUAUUGCCAUUACUGGAAGGAUCUGCAAGCGGGUAAAAGAUGGCAAAACCGCACUAUCUCAGGGUCUAUACCUGGGAAGGACAGUCUCCUUCUAACCUUUGAGGAAGGAGGCGCUGAGACCAUCUCCUGGGAUCACGUAGACUAUGGUCUCGAUGAACCCAACAGACCGGUAGCUCAGGAGGGGAGUUACGCGGCUGUUGCAGCCCGCGGGGAGGGCGUCAAGGAAGAGGACGUGGCCGAGGAAGAGGUCGCGGCCGUGGUGGACGAGGAUUCGGCACCCAGAGGGGUGGUGGUGAAGGAAGCCACUACAUGGGAGGAAGGGGAAAUGGUCCCUCGCAAGGUGGCCGUGGUUCUUACUCCACCUGGGGUAGAGGAAGGGGCACAUGCAGCGCCAGGCCGCACGACAGACAUAGCGAAGCAGCUCGGAGAGCGCAUCGACCAUGUCGUCAACAUCAACAGCGACCUGGGUGACUUUACCAGUCUGGCCACUAUCAGCAGCACGGUGGCCGCCAUCAAGACGAACAUCACCAAACUGCAGUCACAACCGGAAGCCGCCGCGAAGACAUUCAAGAUGCCACGCUUCAACAUCGCCAAGUUCGACGACUACAAUGAAACGGAUGCGUUAGCAUAGUGGCAAGCCUUCGUCACCGAAGCUGCCUGACACCACGUACCAGACGACCUGAUGAUGACAGCACUCUACCUCGAACUCAUUGGAGGAGCACAGCAUUUGUGAACCACACGGCGGCCAAUCUGGGAACCACCAUCGCCGACCUGCACAAACACAUCAGGUGGGAGCAACUUGAGCAAAUGUGGCACACUCGAUUCAUGGUCCGAAACGUAGUGAAGGCGGCCAUGAACGAGGUCUACUCCAGCUCGCAAGGGAACAUGUCAACACGCGACUGGACAAUCAAGUGGCAAAAGAUAG